UCUGAGAAGACUGCUAAUGACGUACUGUAUGAGUUAACAUUCCCAUGUGAUUUAUCAGCAGCUUUAUGACCUGCUUGCACAUAUUUGACCAGCCCAAAAGCAAACCGUGUUAACAGUACGGGUAUGACUGGGAGACACAGCCAUAGCUAAACACAGGAUGCUGUUGAGGAACUCUACAGGCUCAGAGGACCUGUUGGGAAACAGCAGUGACUCUGGGCUGAGCAAUGUGGAGCAGGUCCUCGUGCCAGUGCUAGACGUUCUGGUUCUGCUGCUGGGAGUUGGAGGACACACCAUGGUGAUGGUGAUACUGUGUGGGAGACGAAGGAGGGGGGCGGGACAGUCUCCUCAGAGCUCCCUGACGGGCACAGGAACAGACGCCCUCCUGCUGGCUCUGAGCGCUGCCGACCUGCUCCUGCUCUCCAUGCUUCCCUUCCACACUGUUGCCAUAGCAAUGCAGCAAUGGCCGUUCGGGGACGUCAUGUGUCGUCUGGUUGGCUUCUUGGGAUCGGCCUGCUCAUCCGCCAGCGUUUUCACUAUGGCUGCACUGGCUGUCUCUCGCUAUCUGACUGUGGUGCACCCUGCCAGAGCGUAUAGCCUCCUCUCCCCUCGCCGGGUGUCUGUUGCUGCUGCACUCCUCUGGGUGCCUGCCUGCUGCCUGGCUGCUCCCCAGCUUGUUUUUCGCUAUGUGGGGACCCCAGGUGGAACCCCUGACAGCCUUGCUUGCUUUGCUUUCUUGAUCCACCGAGACCAGCUGAUCUAUGGAUUAUUUCACUUCUUGGUGGCCUUCAUGUUUCCACUGGCCACCAUUGCAGCAGCGUACGGCAGAAUCUACAUGUUUUUGUGGCUGAGUCAGCAGAGCGGCAGGGCCCCUCAAGUGGAACGCUACCAGAAAAAAGUGACCCAAACGUCUGCAAUGUUAGUCCUGGCUUUCACGCUGUGCUGGCUUCCAUCCUACGGCCUUACUCUGGCCUUAUUGGCAGAUAAAAGCUCAGGGGCCACUGGCUCCUCACCCCGUUACGGACCCUUCAGCGUGUUUGCACGUCUAAUGGCGACUUCCUCUACUGUGAUGAACCCCAUUCUGUAUGUACUGAUGUCCCAAAAGUUCAGACAAGAUCUACAGGGGCUGUUCAAGAGGAGAGGAGAAAGGACCAGCGGGGGUGUGGCUAUGGCUGCUGCCUGACAGUGAAACUAUUUGAUUUACUGAACACUUGGCACAUAAAAACGUAUUAAAUCAUGACCAAUGGGAAUGACAAUAAAAGACUAACAAGUGAUCUGAAAUAACUGACAACUAUUACCCUCAUGGAAAGAGGCUUCUUAACAAGACAAAGACGACACUACAUUCUUCAUCUUUACUUCUUUACAACACUCAAGACUGGAAGUCUGGAUUUCGUACAAAAAGAUCAAACAAGUAGCCCUGGGACGUGCUGCUCUACUGAGACCACAAGACAAACAAUCCUGAAUCACACUUUUCUUGUAAAACAUUUUAGGGUAAAGGCACUUUGGUGAAACAUUAACUAUGCACCUGUGUUUUGUUGUACUGAGAUAGAGGGAAUAAAGAUCUAUCUGUUCUCAAAGCACAGAUAAAAAAGCUAUUUCAUUUUGUUUGUAGUUUGGA
This is a messenger RNA of Notolabrus celidotus (New Zealand spotty), 1615 nucleotides long. RefSeq names its product delta-type opioid receptor. The coding region runs from base 158 to 1180 and encodes 340 amino acids. The transcript has a single exon. Gene Ontology annotation, biological process: G protein-coupled receptor signaling pathway. Gene Ontology annotation, molecular function: G protein-coupled receptor activity. The record is from RefSeq and is a predicted model, not a curated record. NCBI's taxonomy places the organism in Eukaryota, Metazoa, Chordata, Actinopteri, Labriformes, Labridae. Gene Ontology annotation, cellular component: plasma membrane.